Molecule: messenger RNA, 4011 nt
Organism: Stegodyphus dumicola
Lineage: Eukaryota; Metazoa; Arthropoda; Arachnida; Araneae; Eresidae
Gene: Pkn
Product: serine/threonine-protein kinase N
Biological process (GO): protein phosphorylation; signal transduction
Molecular function (GO): small GTPase binding; ATP binding; protein serine/threonine kinase activity
Source: RefSeq, a predicted model, not a curated record
CAGGAUUUUCUUGUUUUGAUAUACGGUAAUUUAAGUGUAUAGUGUUUCGGAUAUGUAGCGUUCGUAAAUUGUUAUUGUUAUUUUUUUUUUAUUUUAGUUAUAAUCGGAGGCAACUUUUAUUUUUUAGAAUUGAUUUUCUGUGUUUGAAUAGUAAUGAAUCGUAGCCAGUCAUCACACUGUGAUCUUGUUUCAAAAUAUGGGUUAUAUCACAAUGUUUCUGAUGCUAGCUUACCUCCAAAACUGGAAGAUAUAAAAAGACAACUAAAAGAAGAAAUCCGCAAGGAAUUAAAAAUAAAAGAAGGUGCUGAAAAUCUUAGAAAAGCUACAACAGAUAAAAAGUCUCUGUCCAAUGUUAACUCAAUCGUCAAAAAGGCUAACAGUAAAUUGCAUGAGCUUCAGCAAGAAUUGCAGGAUCUUAAUGCUUAUAUGCUGGUCAUUCAAGGACAAAGUUCUGAUUUAAAUUUUACUGAAAGCUGUGUAAUUUCACCAGACAACUAUGAAAGAGAACCUUUUGAAGUUCCCCUAUCAACAUCAGGGCAAAGGUUAAAGUCAAUGGAAAAGCAACUUAAUAUUGAACAAAAGGUGAAACUUGGAGCAGAAAAUAUGAUCCAGAUGUAUAGUUCUGGAUCUUCAAAAGAUAAAAAACUUCUGGCUGAAGCUCAACAGAUGUUGGCCGAUUCGAAAGCUAAAAUAGAGUACAUUCGAAUGAUGAUCAACAAAGUUAAACAUGACAAAGAAAAUCAUGCAGAUGGUAAUACUGUUGGAUCUGAAGGAGCAGCUAAAUUGCCUGAGAUAAUGUCACCUUUAGAAUUGAGAAUAGAAGAACUGCGGCACAGACUAAAAGUAGAAUGUGCUGUUGUAGAAGGGGCAAAAAAUGUUAUCCGUCUUUUACAGAGCUCAAAAUUAACAGAUAGGAAAGCCUUACAGGAGGCUCAAAUGAAUCUAUCUGAAUCUAGCCAAAAAUUAGAUCUUAUACGGCGAUCCAUGGAAAUUAGAAAACUUGAACUUCCACCGGAGUCUCCUAAGUUGGAAAUUCUGAAAAAUGAAUUGGAAAGCAGUCAAGCAACAAGUCCGGUGUUGUACCCGUCCACAAUUCAUCCUCAUGGAACAAGAGAAACUCCUAUACCUUCUUGUAGUACUUCCUUAUCAAAACCUGCUACUGUGACUGGCAAGCUAGAAGUCAGACUUAUGGGUUGUCAAGAUUUACUAGAAGAUGUUCCUGGUCGUUUACCUCGCAGAGAACAAGGCCCUCAUAUAUCUAGCCCUGCUGAUUUACGUAGUUUUGUACGGGCUACUGGAAAGGGACUGACUGGAAGAGGCUCAUCUAAGUCAUAUAGCAUUAAAGAGGAAACAUCUAAUGAGAUAAUGGCAGUCCUGAAGCUUGAUAAUGUCACAGUUGCUCAAACAACAUGGAAACAAUGUAGUCAGCAAGCAUGGGAUCAACGGUUUAGUAUUGAGCUUGACAGGUCAAGAGAAUUGGAAAUUCAAGUUUACUGGCGAGACUGGCGUUCUAUGUGUGCUGUAAAAUUUCUACGUUUAGAAGAAUUUAUUGAUGACAAUCGUCAUGGUAUAGCUCUUCAUAUGGAACCACAAGGACUUCUGUUCGCAGAAGUUAAGUUCUUAAAUCCUAUGAUCUCAAGAAAACCCAGACUACAGCGGCAGAGGAAAUUAUUUAGGCACAAAGGUAAAAAUUUCUUACGUCCUGGUCAAAUGAAUAUCAAUGUAGCAACGUGGGGACGUCUUAUGAAGCGAGCAAUGCCUCAAGCUUGCUCUGAACAAUCUGCAACUAUAAGUCCUCCAUCUUGCUUAUUAGCACCAGUCUCUAACAAGAAUCGUUCCUUAGACAGCAUUGUUACAAAGCUAGAUUUUGAUGCAACUCUUGGAGAUGAUCAAGUAGAUAAAGAAGAUAGUCGCAGGCUAUCUAAUACUGAACAAAAUGCAGCUGUUUUAGAACUUGAUAUAAAAACUGCACUUGGUGAAUUUGAUUUCCUUGGAUCUGAGUUAUACCCGCCUAAUACUGUCAAGAAAGAUUGCUAUCCUAUGAAUGAUGUUGGAUUAGAUCGGUAUACCCACAGCUCUAAUAUUAAGGAGUGCCUUACUGAAUCUGAUUUAAUUGUGAAUAAUCGAAUACGUCACUCUCCAACACCUGAGCCAUUAGUGGAAAUGCCAGAUGAACAAGGAAAUCUGGUAACUCAGCUUCCUCCUCCAGUUCAGGAAGCUGAAAAUGUCAGAGUUGGUCUUUCUCUGGAAAAUUUUCAGUUUAUUAGUCUUCUUGGCAGAGGUCAUUUUGGAAAGGUUAUAUUAAGUAAAUUUAAAAACACAGAUGAAUAUUUUGCUAUAAAAGCACUGAAAAAGGGAGACAUUCUUGCCAGAGAUGAAGUAGAAAGUUUAAUGGCUGAAAGAAGAAUUUUUAAAAUAGCUAAUUCCAUUCGCCAUCCGUUUCUGGUGAAUUUAUUUGCCUGCUUCCAAACUCAAACACAUGUUUGUUUUGUCAUGGAAUAUGCAUGUGGUGGAGACUUAAUGAUGCAUAUUCACACAGACAUUUUUCCAGAACCAAGAGCUGUUUUUUACGCAGCUUGUGUUGUUUUGGGUUUACAGUACUUACAUGAAAACAAAAUUAUUUACAGGGAUUUGAAACUAGACAACUUGCUCCUGGAUUCUGAGGGAUAUGUCAAGAUAGCAGACUUUGGCCUCUGUAAAGAAGGAAUGGGCUAUGGUGACCGCACAGGAACAUUCUGUGGGACUCCAGAAUUCUUGGCUCCUGAAGUUUUAACAGAAACUUCAUAUACCCGUGCUGUUGACUGGUGGGGUCUGGGUGUUCUCAUAUAUGAAAUGUUGGUUGGAGAGUCUCCUUUCCCUGGAGAUGAUGAAGAAGAAGUAUUUGACAGCAUUGUUAAUGAUGAAGUUCGGUAUCCCACAUUUCUCUCUCUCGAAUCUAUUGCUAUUAUGAGGCGUCUUUUGCGAAAAAAUCCUGAAAGAAGGUUAGGAGCAAGUGAAAGAGAUGCUGAGGAUGUUAAGAAGCAGGCAUUUUUCCGAAAUAUUAGAUGGGAUGAUCUUUUAAUGCGAAAAGUGAAACCACCAUUUAUACCUGUUGUGAAAAGUCCUGAAGAUGUUAGUAAUUUUGAUGAGGAGUUCACAUCUGAACAACCUAUUCUUACACCUCCAAAAGAUCCACGUCCACUUACAAAAGAAGAGCAGUGCUUAUUCAAAGACUUCUCUUAUAUGGCUGAUUGGUGCUGAUUUUAGCCUUUGUACAUAUGGUAGCACAUACAUGCCUUGUUUUGCCUUAACAAACAAGUCAACUCCGUCCUCCAGUUCUGAGGUCAGUGGAUGUGGGAAAUCCCUGUGCUUUGGGAUUCCUGUGAGCAUGCAGCUAACUUCAUUAAUGUAAAGUAUGUUACAUUUGUGUCCUAGCUCAGGUCAUCUUGUUCAUAUGAUGCAAACUUCAUCAUUGCCUUACCUUGUGUGCCUGUCCUGCAUAGUACUGAGAAGACAUUUUGUGAUAUCUUUGAGCCUUGAUAUUUGUUUUAAAGGAGAGACAGUGCCAAAAGCCAUAAGAGCAAUGUCUCUAGUUUUUGCUCUUAAUGUCAAUUGUUAUGUCUCAAUAAUAUUAGGCUCCAUUGCAUUGUACAGUUUUAUACUAGUUUAGCAAAUAAUCACAAACAGUUUUUCAAUAUUCAUAACAAAGUAUAUAUUCUUAAGUUCUAAAUGGUUUUUUAGAAUCUCUAUAAAAUUAUUUUAUGUAGAUUUCAAAAUCUAAAAACUACACAUUUAUUAAUUUUUUUUAAAAAAAAAUCUAAUUUUUCCAUUGGAUAAAGCAAAUAGUUUUUGAUCUCUACUAUGGUCGACGGUGAUUAAUAAUUAUUUAACUUCUAUGUGGUGAUCUCAAUUGCAUUUAAAAUAUGAACUAAAAAGAGCAUUUCAAGUAAACAAAUGCAGUUUCUUUAAUGUGUAUAAUUUUCCCUGAUAUUUUUAAAUGACUGUAAAAUAAAGCUGUUAUUUGUCUUCAUA